This is a messenger RNA of Aspergillus aculeatus ATCC 16872, 1500 nucleotides long. RefSeq names its product cytochrome P450. Gene Ontology annotation, molecular function: heme binding; monooxygenase activity; iron ion binding. The transcript is spliced from 5 exons. Lineage: Eukaryota; Fungi; Ascomycota; Eurotiomycetes; Eurotiales; Aspergillaceae. The coding region runs from base 1 to 1500 and encodes 499 amino acids. The record is from RefSeq and is a predicted model, not a curated record.
AUGUGGACUGUUGCUCUCACCACAGUGUUCUUGUUCCUUGUAACAAAAUAUCUUUACCGUCUGUAUUUCCAUCCACUGAGGUCGCUCCCUGGACCAAAGUUGGCCGCCAUGACACAUUUCCAUGAGUUUUACUACGACGUUAUCCGAGGCGGCAAGUUCAUCUGGGAAGUCAAGAAGAUGCACGAGAAAUAUGGACCCAUCGUGCGGAUCAACCCACGAGAAGUCCACAUCGUCGAUUUUGCCUUCUAUGACGAGAUCUAUGCGGGAGCAGGCAGGCGACGAGACAAGGACCCGCAGAUGGUGGCAUUCCUCGCCUCGCCCCAUGCCGCGCUGGCGACGGUCGACCACGACCUCCACCGGUCUCGCCGCAAUCAGCUCAACCCAUUCUUCUCCAAGAAAAGUGUUAGUGCCUUGAUGCCUGUGAUCUACGGAAAAAUCGAUCUUCUCUGUGAGCAUCUCAUCAUGGCCGCUAAGGAGGUGGCAGUGAUCAACCUGAGCGACGCAUUCGUGGCGCUCACGGGCGAUAUAAUCACGCACUACCUGUACGGCCAGGACACCGGCUGUCUGGCAUCCAAGCAUUUCGAGAACAACGGCACCUGGCACGCAGUGGCCGAGAUCACGGACACCUGCCAUCUCUUCCAGUUCUGGCCACUGUUACCGAGGAUCCUGAAAGCCUUGCCCGGCCGGUGGAUUCGCUGGGUGAAGCCCAAGCUCGCGGCUGUCUAUGAUAUGCAAGAUCGCAUUGCGCGGCAGUCUGAGGAAUGCCUGCAAUCGAACAGCAGGGAGAGACUGCGCACAAUUUAUGGAUGUUUGACGGACCCCGCCGUGCCUGUGGCGGAGCGAUCGCUGGCUCGGUUGCGCGAUGAAAGCUUUAUCUUGCUGAUUGGAGGUACAGAAACCACCGCGGCCACUCUGACGUUUGCAAUGUAUCAUUUGCUGCGUGACAAGGAGAUGUUCUUUCGGCUGCGCGAGGAAGUGGAGACGAUUGUGUCACGAUCCGAUGGCAGAGUCCCUUGGCCUCAGGUCGAGCGGUUGCCCUACUUGGCGGCCGUGGUGAAUGAAUCGCUUCGACUAGGUGCGGUUGCAAUGCGUCCUUCGCGAGUGGCCCCACACGAGACCUUACAUUACAAUGGCUAUGCGAUACCUCCCGGUACCCUGAUGAGCACGAGCAGCUACUUCCUGCACCGCAGUCCCGAGAUAUUCCCAAAUCCCGAAUCCUUCGAUCCAGAACGGUGGAUCACUGCGACUGAAAGAGGUGUGAAUCUCUCAAAGUAUCUGGUACCUUUCACAAGGGGCACGAGAGCUUGUGUUGGGAUCAAUUUAUCCUAUGCGGAGGUCUACACAACGCUAGCCACAAUCGUGUUUCGCUUUGAUCUGGAGCUCUGCGACACGCCUCCCGAGAGGAUGGCCUUUACUCGCGAGAUGAUUGUGCAGAGGCCGGAGGAGGGGACGUGGACUCUCAAAGCUAGGGUUGUGGGAGCCCUAGAAGACAGGCCUUGA